CGUUGACAUGUAUUCGCUUGACUCUGGCUCCUCCGUCUCGUGCUGUCAGCGCUCUUCCCUCACUAAGUGUACAGUGAAUGUGUGUGCGUCGUCUGUUACCACUUGAACUUCACUGUCUACAACAGCAUUCCUCUUGCAGUGUAAUGGCAGGUUGGGCUGCUGCUGCCUCAAGGUUGACGGAGACGGACUAUGAACGCACACUCAGCCCUGCAGGGAACUAAAUCUCUACUAGUCCAGCUGUAACUCCACAUCCAAGGUCCCCGCCAAACAGCCAGCACCCAUCGGAGAUAAUGGACCCAAACUCUGACAACAAGAUGAUCUCCUGGACCAAUUUACCUUCACUCUAGAUGCUGCUGAGCCCUCUAUUCCCCAACGUCACGUCAUGGCUGGGAUUCAGCAGCUACCUGUUAGCUUGCUGACAAAUGUUUGCUGAAACCGUUCGCCUGAAGGAACAUUGAAAAAAAAGCGGCUGUCGACUGUGAGCAGUUUGAGUGUCUGUGGUUAGGUCUGUAAUCAUGGGGAAAGAACAGGAUCUGCUGGUGGCAGUGAAGACUGGAGAUCUUCUGCUGGCGCACAAACUUCUCUCCAAAGUCAAGUGCAACAAAACCAAGCUGCUGGGCUCCACCAAGAGACUCAACAUCAACUACCAAGACUUAGACGGCUUCUCAGCGCUGCACCAUGCCGCUCUGACAGGCACCACGGAGCUGCUGUCUCUGCUGCUGGAGGCCCAGGCCACGGUGGAUAUCAAGGACAUCAACGGCAUGCGUCCCCUGCACUACGCAGCGUGGCAGGGUAAAGCUGACUCUGUCUUAUUGUUGCUGAGAGCCGGAGCUUCAGUCAACUCCACCUCCCAUGAUGGACAGAUGCCGUUACAUCUCUCAGCUCAGUAUGGACACUACGAGGUGUCUGAGAUGUUGCUGCAGCACCAGUCUAAUCCCUGCCUGAUGAACAAGGCCAAGAAGACUCCUCUCGAUCUGGCCUGCGAGUUUGGGAGACUGAAGUUGGCUCAGUUGCUGCUGAGCAGUAACAUGGUUACAGCGCUGUUAGAAGGGGAGGCAGUGCACGAAAGCCUGGACACUCUAUACACCACUCCUCUCCACCUGGCAGCCAGGAAUGGACACAAAGACAUCAUCAAGUUGCUGCUGAGAGCCGGUAUUGACAUCAACAGAGCCACCAAAGCAGGGACGUCUCUGCACGAGGCUGCCCUCUAUGGCAAGACUGAAGUAGUGCGGCUGCUGCUUGAUGCGGGCAUCAAUGUGAACAUGCGCAACACGUACAACCAGACAGCUUUAGACAUCGUCAACCAGUUCACCACCUCCUCGGCCAGCAGGGAAAUCAAACAGCUGCUUAGAGAGGCAUCAAGCUCUCUGCAGGUCAGAGCGGUGAAGGACUACUGGAACCUCCACGACCCCACCGCCCUAAACCUCCGCGCUGGAGAUCUUAUUAUGGUCCUGGAGCAGCACUCAGACGGCCGCUGGAAAGGUCACAUCCAUGACACCCAGCGGGGGACGGACCGGGUGGGCUUCUUCCCCCCUUCAGUGGUGGAGGUCCUCAGCAGACGUGCAGGGGGCACUCUCUCCCGCCAAGCCUCAAUGUCCUGCCAACGACAACACUUUGCAUCCAGAGCUCCUCCCUCAAGCCACAGCCCAGCUCCUCAGACUGAUGACUCAAACACCCUUGGAUAUGAUCCUGCAGGAUCUCCAUCUGACAGUCAGCUCUCAGCCCCAGCUAGUCCUGCUAGCCCCACGCAGGACAUUUGGGUCCUCAGGAGCUCUCCCACUGGUGACAGAAGCAGCGUUGGUAGUGCAGGCAGUGUGGGCAGCAGUCGCAGCGCUGGUAGCGGCCAGAGUUCAGAGAGCGGACACAAACAGAAUGGCUUUCAAAACCGGCACCAUGCGGACAGUGGCAAGCUGGCUCCCUCUGCUGGUGAGUCAGGAGACCAUCUCCACAUUGCUGGAGCAGAACACAGCAAACAUGCAGAUGGAUCCACAGCUGGCUCCCGUCGGCAGCUCAACGGCACUCCACAGAAAAGCUUUGUGAGGCCAGAAGAGCUUCUGCAGGGCAAGGACUCUGAGGCCAUCUACCAAUGGCUGUGUGAGUUCCAGUUGGAGCAGUACACAGCCAACUUCAUCAGCGCAGGAUAUGAUGUUCCCACCAUCAGCAGGAUGACCCCAGAGGACCUGACAGCCAUCGGAGUGACCAAACCAGGCCACAGAAAGAAGAUCUCAAUGGAGAUCGGCAAGCUGAGCAUCCCUGAGUGGCUGCCUGAUUACAUUCCUUCGGACCUGGGGGAGUGGCUGAGUGUGAUUGGACUGCCUCAGUACCAGAAGAGAUUGUGUGACAAUGGCUAUGACUCCAUCACUAUCGUCAAAGACAUCACGUGGGAGGACCUGCAGGAGAUAGGCAUCACCAAGCUGGGCCAUCAGAAGAAGCUGAUGUUAGCGGUGAAGAGACUUUGUGACCUGCAGCGAUCUCGUAACCAUGCUGACAGAACUGGAUGCGGGACUCUCCAGCGGAAGCCCCCCGCCGCCCUGGAGCUGGUGGCCAUCGAACACACACCAACACACACUGUGCACACUCAUGCUCCUUAUGACGACCCCUGCCCCUCUCCUCGCUCCCCCAGGACCCUCCUCUCCUUUCAGGACAGCGAGCUGAGCGCCGAGCUGCAGAACGCUAUGAUGGGCAGGGCGGGGGGAGGAUCUGCCGAGGCGUUCGGCAUCAGGGCUGUAACCUCGGCAGCAGCUAUGUCUGCCAUGUCAGUCAGCCAGGAGAGCAUCAGCGUGCGAUCACGGGGGUCUGGGAAUUCUGGGAAUUCAAAUUCAGGAUCUUCUCAAGAUCCCCAAGCUGCAGCGUCUUCAGCCAGGAUAUCCAGCCGGUCAGAGGAGAGUCUGGGGAGCGGAGUGGGGGAGGAGAAGCGUGGAGGAAGCAGUCCUGGAGGCAGAAGUAGACAGAGACCCACAGAGAUGUGGGAGCAUCUGUAUCGCUCUACUACCCCCAACAAUGUCCCAUUUUCCCCCCUUACACCUCCACUAACCCCCAGCAAGAUGCCUCGCUUUGCCUACCCGGCCGUCCCACCCAAGACCAAACACUUCCAGUCCCUUAACCGCCUCUAUCAGCCUCCGCAUCAGCCUCAGCAUCAGCCUCAGCCUCCGCAUCAGCCUCAGCAUCAGCCUCAGCAUCAGCACCAGCCUCAGCACCAUCCUCAGCACCAGCCACCCUCCUCCUCUUCAUCUCCGUCUCCGCAGCCGUCCCCCACGCAGAAGGCCUUCAGUUACCUCCACGCUCAGACAGGAGGAGUCAGCGGGGCUCCAUGGGUGCUCUCCAAACCUCUGCCUGGAGCCGUCUCUGUGCUGUGCCCCCUGCCUGCACAGGGUCAAGCUGGUGAAGCCCAGAGAGGCCCUUACAAAAAGCGCGCCCAAAGCCUGACUCGCUACGCUUUGUCCGAUGGCGAGCCGGACGAAGACGACGACUUCGCUCCCCCCUGCUCCUCUGCUUCCUCUGCCGCCAUGCCCUCCUAUGCCACGCUGUCACGCAGGCCGGGACGCGGGCACACAAGCGCCACAGGGACCCAACGCCACAUCAACCGCAGCCACUCGUUCGCCGUGCGAUCCCGACGCAAAGGCCCACCCCCGCCCCCACCCAAGAGGAUGAGCUCUGUAAGCGGCAGCCCGGCACACCAUCCAGGAAACGGGAAAGUGGAGGAGCCAGAGGUGGAGGCAGGGGUGGAGACGGAGGGCACAGCUAGCGUGAGGAGCAUCGCAGCCAGACUCGAGGGAAGCUGCAGCAGUCCAUCCAGGAGGACCGACAUACCACCAACUCAUAUACCACUUUCACCUGUUUUCAUCCCUGUUUCCUCCCCGAAUCCACAUGGGAUGACUCCUCACAUCAUCCUACAGCACAAGCCUGUGCCUGCUCUGGGCCUGGACGGCCUGAGGAGGUCAGACAUAGAGACUAACGGACAAAGAGGUGGCGACACACAGGGAACACUUGGAGAGAAAGCCAGGAAAAGUGAAAGAAUAUCAAAGAGUGCUGCUUCAUCUCCACAGCACAGCUCCGGUGAUCACCUCCCUUUUGCUGAAGAAGGCAACCUCACUAUCAAACAGCGGCCCAGGAUAGCUGUCAUCACCUGCGCAGACGCUGAAGUCAAGACCCCCAACACCCUGGAGCUCCCAGAGUUCAAUCUGAAGGAGUCUGACACGGUGAAAAGACGACACAGACCCAAAGACAAAGACUCGCUGACACCUGAAGAGGCUCCGUCCCCCCACAGAGACUACAACAGUGAUGUCAGGGCGCUGAGCGAUGAUCACCCUCUGAGGCCAGGGAAUGUGUUCCAGAGAGUAGGCUCCAUGGGAAAAGGCCCCAAACCUCCCGUGUGCUCGAAACCUGCCAGUCCUCUCAAACAACUGCCCAACAGCAAACCAACAACCCCCCAGAAAACAGUCUCCUUAGUACAAGCUAGUGCACAAACAGCCAUUCCUAAACUAACCAGCGUUCAGAUUCACACAGUCUCCCCAAAGCUACACACACACACAUGUGUACCCAGCCCCAAACAUGAGAGUCCACAGAAAGCUCCAUCAAAACUCCUUCGGCCCAGAAUGGCCCCCGCAUCACCAGCAGGAAUGAACCACACCAAGGUCCAGAGCAUUGCGUGCUCUGUGCCGUCGUACCCGGCUCCGGCCCCUGCGUACCCCACCUCGGCCCCACCGGGUCAGACAGGGACAGCCCUGGCUGGUCUGGAGGUGCUGGCUCAGAAGAGGCUGGAGCAAACCAGUACGUCACUGGAGGCUGCUCUCAAAGUGGUGGAGAACAAACUGGCCCAGGGGAGCAGUGUGGACAGCGGCAGCAGCAGCACAGUGAAGGCAGCAGGAAAUAUUCUGGACGACAUCAGCAACAUGUUCGAUGACCUGGCUGACCAGCUGGACGCCAUGUUGGAGUGACACCCUGAACUCUGCCUCACUAAGUUCCUUUCUUAGGAGAGCAAUAGACAACAGCCAACAGGAGAUCAAGAUCAAUAAUAUCAAUCAAUAAGAUAGUUAUUUUAUUUAUCAAAAAGUGCACAUUUGAGGAUUUCCUGCACAACUUUUCCUCAUCAUUAUCCAGAUUUUCAACGCGAGCACUUUGCCUCAGGACACACACCUGGGAAUGUUAUUGGAGCAGCAAACAGCAGCUGUGUGUUCAGUAAGUUAUCACUAAAGGGAAUGAGGGUCCAUUUUAUUCACCUGUACAUAUAUCCAUGAGUGUGUGUAGUCGGAUAUCUUUAUACUGAGUAUAUUUAUACGUCUAUAUGUUUGUUUUUUAACUAAUGGAGUUCCUAUUGACUGUUUCACUGUUUCAAACAUUCUCAUGUAUAUUAGCAGAACUGUGUUGUACAUAUUUUAUUGUCUCUAACAUAGGGAAAUAUUGUUUAUUGUAUUUAAAGCAGCAUAUUCCUGAUGAGUUGACAUGUUUUUACCAAAGUCUAUGAACGUCUUCAGGAGCUUCUGUCAGCACAAAGUGAGCAAACAUCGUUUCUUCAGAUGCAUCAGGUGUGACUUGGUAUUUCGAGACAACAGUUUUGAAAGUUUUACAGCUGGCCUCAUGGUGCUAUGAAGACAAUUCACUGCCAGUCUUUCCACAGUGGCACUUAGAGAACAUGUCAGGGAGGUCAGGCUUCUGAGAGAAUAUGUUCAUUGUUGCAAAGUGACAGUGGGAGUCUGUUGGAUUAUAAUCAAUUAAUAAAUGUAUUCAUUACAUGUUCAUUUAAACUAUGCAUUAUAGAACUUAAAGUAUACAAUAAUGUCCUGCUUUCAUUGAACAUGUUACUGUGGAUGUGUUGCAUAUGAUUGGCUGUCCACAUACACAAAGAUUGAUAAACCAGCUGGUAAUGUUUAAAUUAUUGAGUUUAUAGAAGAGACACUUCGUUACAUUUAACGAUCUCUUUUUAUUCACACUGCACAGAUUAAUAAAUCAUCCGACCCCA
Molecule: messenger RNA, 5959 nt
Organism: Cottoperca gobio
Lineage: Eukaryota; Metazoa; Chordata; Actinopteri; Perciformes; Bovichtidae
Gene: caskin2a
Product: CASK interacting protein 2
Exons: 22
Coding region: 516-4937 (1473 amino acids)
Molecular function (GO): protein binding
Source: RefSeq, a predicted model, not a curated record